This is a messenger RNA of Indicator indicator, 987 nucleotides long. RefSeq names its product tetraspanin 10 (gene TSPAN10). The transcript is spliced from 3 exons. NCBI's taxonomy places the organism in Eukaryota, Metazoa, Chordata, Aves, Piciformes, Indicatoridae. The record is from RefSeq and is a predicted model, not a curated record. Gene Ontology annotation, cellular component: membrane. Bases 1 to 987 code for a protein of 328 amino acids.
AUGGCGCUGAGCAGAACGUGGCUUCCCCGGGCCCGCUGGGCGGCCGGUGUGGGGGAGAACACUCGGCUGCUGCCCCAGGCAUCCAAGCUGGUGGAGCUGCCCUACUCCUCCUCCUCCUCCGAUGAUGAUGAUGAUGGUUUGCUGGCCAGGGACAUGGACUUUCCCACAGCUGAGCAGGACCCCAGGGCAUGGAGCCCUGUCCCCCACAAGCCAGGGACCUUCAGCCAGUGUGUGCGGUACUUGGCCUUCUUCUGGAACCUCCUCUUCCUCCUGCUGGGCUUGCUAGCCCUGGCUGUGGGGGUGUGGGGGCUGCUGGCCAAAGGCUCACUGCAGGGGGAGCGCCUGGCCCCGCUGGGCUCUGAUCCCAUGCUGCUCUUUGUGCUGGUUGGCCUGGGGACGAGCACUGUCUCCCUGGCCGGCUGCCUGGGCACCCUCUGCUCCAGCCCUUGCCUGCUGCACUUCUUCGUGGGGGCUGUGCUCGCCUUCACGGGGCUGGAGGUCCUGGGGGGGCUGCUGCUGCUGGCAGUGCGGCACCAGCUGCGGGAUGCCCUGCAGGAUGCCCUGCUCCUCUGCCUCCUGCGCUACCAUGAUGAGCCAGACCUGCGGUUCCUGGUGGAUGAGGUGCAACGGAGCCUGCAGUGCUGUGGCCUUGGCUCUUACCGUGACUGGGAGGUCAACCCGUACUUCAACUGCAGUGCCCCGGGAGUGCAGGCGUGCAGUGUGCCAGCCUCCUGCUGCCUGGAUCCCUGGCAGAAUGGCACCCUUGUCAAUACCCAGUGUGGCUUCGGGGCCCUGCACCUGGGUGACGUGGCAGCCAGCACCGUCGUGCACCUGGGUGGCUGUGUGGCACAGCUCAGUGCCUGGCUCCAUGGGCAGGCAGGUGGCAUUGCAGCUGGUGCGGCCAUACUGGUGCUGGUUGAGGCUACAGGUGUGCUCAUGGCACUGAAGGUCCUCGGAGACAUCGUGCCCAUCAGGGCACAGGAUUGA